Molecule: messenger RNA, 1266 nt
Organism: Microthlaspi erraticum
Lineage: Eukaryota; Viridiplantae; Streptophyta; Magnoliopsida; Brassicales; Brassicaceae
Source: the annotation of a GenBank genome assembly
AUGAGAUGUCAAAAGAAGAAGAAAAAAACCUCCGCCAAGAAAACACGGCGGCAGAACCGGCGCGAUACGCAAUCGGAGACCUCAGAGAACUCCUAUUCACCGUCGAUCCCAGUUGAUGUCCUGAUCGAGAUAUUCUUGACGCUAUCGGUGAAGUCUAUAGCGACAUGUCGUUGCGUAUCGAAGCUCUGGUGCUCCACACUCCGCCGUCAAGAUUUCACCGAGUUGUUCUUAAGCAGCUCUUAUUCCAGAAGCCCGAAACUAUUGUUCGCAUGCAUAAAAUACGGUGACUUGCUCUUCUUCUCAUCAACUCAACCUCAAAAUCCGGAUGAGAACUCGUCUCCUGUAGUCGCUAGUCGCCAUGUGAAGUUCUCCUUUAAUGUUUCCAUUGACAUGAAUGACAUCAGUUUUGGUGUCCAUGGCUUCGUCUGUCUUUUAAGUUACCGAAUCUCAAGGGGAAAUAAGGAAAUAGCGCCGGUGUUAUGGAACUCUAGCACCGGACAAGUUGUAUUCUUAUCCAAAGUGAUGACGAGGAAAGGAGAUACGGUGAAGUGCUUCUUAGGUUAUGAUCCGAUUGGUAAAAAAUUCAAGGCACUGUCCAUGAAAAAGCAAGUAGGCGAUGUGUCGUGGGACCAACAUCAAGUUCUGACAGUAGGAACUGGAGGAAAAUCGACCUGGUCGUGGAGAACGAUCGAGUGUUCCAUACCCCACCAUUACGCUCUAACGGAACCGAUUUGCAUCAAUGGUGUUUUGUAUUACAUUUCUACUAAAUGGUCUACAAAGACUUGUGUAAUAGUGUGCUUUGAUGUUAGAUCUGAGAGUUUCAGCUGUAUGAAAGCCAAGGGAGCUCUCAAUGAAGCAUUGCUUAAUGGAGGAACUCUGGUAAACUAUAAUGGCAAGUUAGGCUGUGUGGUUCAGUCUGGACUGUAUGCAUUGCGUGUGAGAUUUGAUGGAAAAAGUAAGAGUUUCAAGCUGUGGGUACUAGAAGAUGUGGAGAAACAGGAAUGGUCUGAGCGUAUAUACAUAUUUCCUGCUGUGUGGAAGAACGUAGUCGGAGAAUAUGAUUUAAGCUUUGUUGGAGUGACUCGGACAAAUGAGAUUGUGUUCUCGCCGUUGUCUCCAGCAUACCCUUUUUACCUUUACUAUCUUAAUCUCGAGAGGAACACUGUCGUAAGAGUUAGAAUCCAAGGAUUGGAUACGUCCAACUGUGACCUAUGUUUCACUUCUCUAAACCAUCUAGAGGAUGUGAAGCUCUAUGGUAAGUGUUAG